Messenger RNA from Sphaeramia orbicularis (orbiculate cardinalfish), 1588 nucleotides. It is a transcript of the gene cd40lg, whose product is annotated as CD40 ligand. Gene Ontology annotation, cellular component: membrane. The transcript has 4 exons. Gene Ontology annotation, molecular function: tumor necrosis factor receptor binding. NCBI's taxonomy places the organism in Eukaryota, Metazoa, Chordata, Actinopteri, Kurtiformes, Apogonidae. Bases 2 to 754 code for a protein of 250 amino acids. The record is from RefSeq and is a predicted model, not a curated record. Gene Ontology annotation, biological process: immune response.
GAUGUCAAGGACGCCAGGCCUGUGCUCCACCAUGAUCAACACGUACCAGACCAGCCUGGCUCCUCCGCCGGUGCCUCCACGCCUCAACAGGUCUCACCCGGUCCUCAUCCCAGCUCCUGUAACAUCCCGGAGCUACAGCAAGUCUCUCAUUCGCUUUAUGGUUGGUGUAGUGAUGCUGCAUUUAGUGCUGUCUGUGGUUGGAUUCAUCUUCCUGUACAACAAGGGCAGAAUAAUGGGCAAUUAUCAAACUGAAGGCCCCAAAGGACAAACUCCAGGAAUAGUUGAUUUUUUUCCACCAGAAAAGCUGCAAACAUCAAACAGAAUCAUGGCACGCAUGAUGGUUAAGGAACCUUCAUCAAACCUGCAAUCUAAAUCGGGUUAUCUCAAGUGGGACACAAAAUCCAGUCAUUUAAGUAAUGGAGUCAACUACUACCUGGAGAGCUGGUUGACUAUUAUGGAGCCGGGUGAUUACUACGUCUACUCCAGGGUGACUUUCUCCAGGAGCAACUCAACGACACCACUGGCCAAUAGGAUAAAGUUAAGAAAGAGUAAGAGUGAGACUGAGAAACAAACUAAAACUAUAAUGCAGGCCUUCUGCCACCUGGACACGUCAAAGGUGUCCGACAUGUGCACGGCCAUGCAGGGAGACGUGAUCUCACUGAAGAAAGGGAACCAGCUCAGUGUUUGGGUAGACGACCUGUCACUGGUGGACUACGAGGAAGGAGCCACAACUUUUGGAUUGUACAGUCUGUAGGACUUCUACGUAAAAAAAUGGACAUAUCUACACUGAAGGGUAGACGUACAAACUGGACAGCCUCAAAGGUGGACUACACGUUUAAAGAACACUGUAAAACAGACUGGAUAAUUCAGAUCAAACUGAUGGUUUCAGAUCCUUUUAGUGGAUUUCAGCGAAACAAGACCAGACUUCAAACUAUAAUUUAUUAAACUGAAUUACUUGUGUUUUUUUGUGUUAUUUCUGACAUUGUGGAUAGUUUGUCUGUAUUUAUUGAUAUGAAUUUUAAGCUUAAAGAUUUAUGGAUGUAUGAAUGAAUGAAAUUUGAAUAUUUAAUCAAAAAUAUUCCUUCUCUUGUCUUCAGUUUGUCUUCAGGGUCAGUUUCAAACAAUACAUUCACAUUAGAAUUUCCAUUAUUCAUUUAUACACCUACACAGUGUUAUAUUCUGAUGUUGUGAAAGAAAUAUUUUAUUAAUCACAUUAGUAAUAUGGAACUAAAUAUCUGCAAAAAAAUGUUUUCCUUCUGCCUGCAGAGACAUUCAGAAAUGCCUCUAAGGCACAUAACCUACAGAUUUCUGUUGCCGACGUAUACCACUAUGGUUUUACAUUUCUAGGACACAAAAAACCACACAGCAAAGAUGUAUUUUCUCAUGACGCCAAGCCACAGGAUCAUCAAAGAUAAAGCCUUUAGCUCAAAAAUAGCAAAGACAGCACAUGCAGAAAGACAUGUUUUCACCAGUUAGAGACAGAUAAUAAAUGUGUAUUGAUUUUUUUCAACUACAGCUGGUCAGCGUUUUGUCUUCUGUCUCUUCAACCAUUGUUUCCAGUAUUUACUACAUUAUAUUUGACCCUUUG